This is a messenger RNA of Biomphalaria glabrata, 4025 nucleotides long. Its product is annotated as transmembrane protein 104-like. Lineage: Eukaryota; Metazoa; Mollusca; Gastropoda; Planorbidae. The transcript has 11 exons. The record is from RefSeq and is a predicted model, not a curated record. Bases 406 to 1890 code for a protein of 494 amino acids.
AGUACAAGACUAUUAUGGUCGAUAAAAGAUGACAACCACUUAGUCUAGAUAUUGAGAGUCUACUUACAAAUAUUAAUUAAAAAAAAAUGAAGAAAGUCUUCUAAUGACUAUUCUUUCUCAUAUAUGUUUAGAUAUAUAUUCUACAUUUUCAAUAAAAGCUAAUGUAAUUUAAAACAACUUCUUUAAUGUUGAUAUCUAGAUCUAUAGUCUGUACAUAAAUAAUCAUUCAUUAUAAUCGAUUACUUUGCGAAAUAAUUAGGCCAAUCGUGCCAAACAAUGUUGGUCGAAAAUGGUGUCAAACAUUUACAGGACAUCUAUUCUAAUCUAUAAUCUAGGUCUAGACAUCUAAAUCUAUCUAUGACAGGUGAUUCACGUGACGAUUGGAACUCGACUUCUUUUAUUUAGAUGAUGAUGGCAAUAGAAAGAAAUGAGCAUGGAGGCACCCAAGCUCUCACAGACUCUGGCAAUGGCUACUCACGACUGGUUGGAUUUGUGUAUGUUUUCAAUUUGAUUGUUGGAACUGGGGCAUUAACCAUGCCAGCAGCUUUUAGAGAGGCAGGAUGGCUUCUCAGUUUAAUAAUAGUUAUAGUAUUAGCUUUUAUGAGCUAUUUAACACUGACAUUCAUGAUAGAAGCUAUGGCAAUAUCAAAUGCAAAAAUUAGAUUUUAUGACAUUGUUUCUGCAACUUCAGGGAAGCGUAAUUCAUUGGAUACAUCACUCAACACAGACGAGACUCAGCCUUUGAUUCCCAAGCCCAAAUAUAGUUACUCUGAAGUGAAACCAAGCUUUGAAAUAACUGAGAGAGUAGAAAUGGGUACAAUGGCUUCCAUGUAUUUCAAUAAAGUUGGUCUUUUACUGUUCCACUUGUGUAUAAUUAUUUAUCUCUAUGGAGAUCUGGCUAUAUAUGCUGCCGCUGUGCCCAAGACAUUACGUGAUGUGGCUUGCACCUUUGAACUCAACUAUACAUCCCAGAAUUUGACAGACAGUGAUCCUUGUUGGCCGAGUAGUCCCAAUGUCAGCAGGAUGGAUGCUUACAGAAUAUUUGUGGCUUGUUUUAUCCUUCUCCUUGGACCAUUUACAUUCUUCAAUGUUCAGAAGACAAAGUAUUUGCAAAUUAUGACUUCACUUGCUAGGUGGAUAGCAUUCCUAAUGAUGAUCAUUCUGGCCUCCAUCUGGUUGGCUCAAGGUAAAGGCCAAAGCACUCCUGCAGUGGCCAGAAUCGCUGGCGUUCCCAACCUGUUUGGUGUGUGUGUGUACAGCUUUAUGUGCCACCACUCCUUACCAUCUCUUGUGACCCCCAUCAAGAACAAGAGACACAUCAUGCCAGUGCUGGCCGGAGACUACGCUGUGAUAUUAGUGUUUUAUCUUAUUCUGAAUUUCACCGCCAUUUUCGCUUUAGAGGAUAUCGAGGACCUCUACACUUUGAACUUCAAACCCAGAAGCUCCACUUCUUUAACUGACAUCGUCCCAAUCCAGUAUUUCUUGGCGUUGUUUCCAGUGUUCACCAUAUCUACCAGCUUCCCCAUCAUCGCCAUCACUCUACGCAACAACCUCAUUGCCAUGAUUACCUCGUAUUUUGGCGCCGUCCAUGGGUAUGUCUCCAAAAUUAUCUGCCCCCUGUUGGCCAUCAUUCCACCGCUGAUCGUUUCAAUGACCACCAAUCAGCUCCAGUACCUUGUGGGCUUCACCGGUUCCUACGCUGGUGCUGGGAUUCAGUACGUCAUACCUGCAUUUCUUGUCUACCUGGCACGCAAAGACAUAUUAGCUAUAGGUGGCGGCUAUCUGCACCAGUCGCCUUUCUCCCACAAGUCAUGGGUUAUCAUCACAGUAAUAUGGGCGCUUAUUUGUGUAGCAUUUGUAACAACCAACUACAUUAUUAGCUAUUCUUAAGACUUUUACCUCAUUUUAAGCUUGAUCUAUUUGUAAAUCAGAAAAUGUCUACAUCAAAACAGGAAGUGAUGCAUCUUCACUUGUCUUGUUCAAAUGGAUACCGGUAUUUGUUAUAUGCUUUCAAUGCAAUGCUUCUAAGUUUUUUUUGUUGCAAUGUUUUUAAGUUGUUUUUAUUGCUCAACUCGUACACAUUUUGGCUGGUUGAAAUGUUAGUACAACCAGCUGCUCUACUACAUACAUCAGUUUCACUGAACUGUUUAGAUAGAUUAGCAAAUAUUGUUUUUUACUUAUUUGAAAUAUGUUGACCUUUAAUAAAGUUGGAGCCGCAGUGGCUGAGUGGUAAAGCACUUGGCUUCUGGUAUUUUUAUUUUUGGGACCUUCAGGGUACCUCUCAGUCCAUCUAGCUUUAAUGGAUACGUGACAUUAGUUGGAGGAAAGUAAAGGCGGUUGGUCGUUGAGCUGGCCACAUGACGCCCUUCUUAACCACGAACCACAGAAACAGAUGACCUUUACAUCAUCUGUCCUAUAUUUCACAAGGUCUGAAAGGGAAACUUGACUUUUUUCAAUAAAGCAAAAUUAGAAUAUGUCAGCUGAAAAGAUGGCUGCUCUAGUUUAAGUUACUUUAGGACAAGUGAACACUCACUUUAUGACAAGGAUGACUCAGAGGCAAAACAUACAUUUCUCAUAUAUUUAAAAAAGGGCUUGACUUUGUUUCGUGUAAGAAGUCCUGUGUUUGAAAUGUACCAGAUUUAGAUCUACUUCAUUCUUUUUAUCAGUUGCCUUGCCAUGAAAUGCUAUGCUCUCAAGACUAGCAGAAUGUUUUAAUCAAUUAUAGCACACUAACUCUCUUCCCAUAAUAAGUCCACAUGAACUUUCCAUGCAUUGUUACAUGGUUAAAUAGGUUUGAAGGAUGGCCCAGUUGUCCACCUUAUUGUUUUGUUUGUUUUAUAAUAUUCUAACAUUUUCAUCAGAAAUGAUUAUUACUUCAUAGCCCUAGCCUCCAACAGGAUGGCAGCUGACAAUGUUUGAACUCAAGUCCACCUUGACAGUCCCCACAUACCACUCUGCCAAGUAGCAAUACUGUUUAUAACUCAGUAGUUUAAGUGAGUGGUAUUUUUAAUGAGAGACAGGGUGCAGUAAAAAUUUUGUUUUAUUAUUAUUAUGUGAACUGAAUAAACAAUACUUCUAGAUCCAUUGACACAAAAUGAAAUGUUUUAUUUUUUUUUGAAAGCUCUAGUUCCUGUCAGACAGAAUGCUUGCCAGGAAACAUUCAAACUUUAAUGUCAAUGUAUUUUAACUUUAAACAGAGCUUGUACAGGGCUGACUUAUUUGUGAUUUUAUGCUUUCUAAAUGGCUUUAUUACUUAAUACGUAUACAAUCCAUAAGAAAUGAUUAUUUCAAGACUAUGGUUCAUUGUUGGCCAUAUCUCCUUUAGUUGACUGUAUUUGAUCACUCAGAUUAAUUCUCUUUUAACGUUAGUCCUUUUCCUAUCAUUAUAUUGUUUGUUACCUGUAAGCAACAAUAAAUCUCGGUGCUUACAUUGUCUGUAAUGGAUAUCAAAUGAUCAGAUGUAUUUUUAAUUUUAUUUUUGGACUCGCAUGGAAGGAUGUAUUGGUGGAGUUGAGGAUAGCGCGUUUUAACAUAUCCCUCAUGAUGGGACACCCAAUUUGAAUUGCUGAUGUUUUAAAUGUGUGAAACUUUUUAAAGACUCAUUUUGAUUUGUAAAACAUUUCAUAGAUUUUCCCCAUUAAACUAAGUGUUUUAUUUACUGUCAUGUUUUUCAGUUACAUAACUUAUUGUAAUUUACAAAGGUUGCUUCCAGCAUCAUAUUAUAUUGGAAUGGCAACAUGGUUCAUACAGGUUUUAACAUUGAAUUUGUUCAAUUGGCUUGUUGUCUUAUUUUAUGCAUAAACUGUCUCCCACCAUUGUGUCAAACUAAGUGUUCGGGGGGAACCAAAGAAUCCCUUCACUACACGGUAACCACUAGUUAUACGACUUGGAUGUGCAGUCAGAAUUCCAUUGAGUUAUUCCAUUGCUGAAAUGUUUGUAAUAUAUUGAUGAUUUGUCUUUCAGAAACUGUAUAUUGAACUGUGUAAUAUAUAAAUAGAGAAUAAAAGGAAUUGUUUUUAACAAAA